This is a messenger RNA of Tripterygium wilfordii, 2736 nucleotides long. RefSeq lists its product as uncharacterized. Bases 589 to 2463 code for a protein of 624 amino acids. Gene Ontology annotation, molecular function: microtubule binding. NCBI's taxonomy places the organism in Eukaryota, Viridiplantae, Streptophyta, Magnoliopsida, Celastrales, Celastraceae. The transcript is spliced from 8 exons. The record is from RefSeq and is a predicted model, not a curated record.
GUAUUUCGGUUUUCCUCGAAAUUCAAAAUUUCCCUCUCAACCUCCCUCUCUGUAUUUUCACGUAACUUCUAUAUAUUUACAGUUGUUCAAGAACAGCAUCCGAAUUUGAAGCGGAACUUGUAAACGAGAGUUGAUUGACGAUAAUUUUUCAAUUAUGGGUAUCUCUCCUCUCUCCCUCUCUCAUCAACUUUGUAUUUGAUUUUGCGAAGUGAGAAACUAAAGUGCCAAAGAUUAACUUUCGCGUUUCUUGUUGAUUGUUGGAUUAAUUCAUUCACUGCUAGAAUCAUCGCGUAUGGUCUAUUUUAUUGUCAACUUUUUGUUUGUUGGUUUGUCUCUGAUAGAUAUUUUUCUCCUUGGUUUUGUGUUUACGAGUUGUUUGUCAAAAUGCUCGCUGUGUUUUUCAUUGUUUCGGAAGCACCCAGAUGGAAAUAGUGCGUCUUUAAAGAUUAUUUUGUGCUUAUCAAGAAGAGAAAAAUGUGUUUUGUUUCUUGGAUUGGACGGGUCAAUUUUUAUUAGGUAUUUUGUAAAUCUUCACUGUGUUUGGCGGAAGUUUCAGAGAAAAGAACGAAGCUUGAUUGUUUUCCAGUGAUGGAGAAUGAGAAUUCUCGGUGUAUGAAUAAUGCCGUGGGCACGAAUUGGCAAAUCCAAGAUGAAUCUUUAUCAUCCGAUGCCAUUUGUAAUCUGCGUAAGAGCAUGGCUUGGGACAGUGCCUUUUUCACCAGUCCAGGAGUUCUGGAUCCUGAAGAGUUGUUUGAGACUCUGAACUUCACGGAGAAAAAUUCAUUACCUCUCGAUUCCUCAGAAAAAGAGAAUUUAAGAACAAUUGGCGGGUCCAAUGCACGUAGAAGUUUGGCUUGGGAUAGUGCCUUCUUUACUAGUGCUGGGGUUCUGGAUCAAGAAGAGUUGUCUUUGGUGAAUAGAGGGUUUAGGAAAUGUGAUUCUCACCAUCUUCCUGGUAUCAAAGAAGUUUGUAGAUCUCCUGACUCGAACUCCACCAUAGACAGCGAUGGCUUUUCUCUAUCCAGCCUUGAGAUUGAUCUAUUUGGUGAUUUGAGGGCAUCGAUGCAUCAAGCAGCUCCAAAACUAUCACAUACUUCCUCUCAAGUAAGGGUGAAACCAAUGCAACCUUCCAGAAGGCAGGGUAUUAGGACACGAGGAUCGGACAUUUCAAAGGAGGCUCCUCUUCCCCCACGAGGACAGACAAAGCUUGAUACACAAACUGGAGAAUCAAACAUUUUGACAUCUCUGAGGCCUCCAAAAGCAGGAGGCCGUACCACCUCACCACUUACAACUUCCACCAGCUGGCCUUACUUCUGUGCAAACCGAUUGAAAAGGGAAACUAAAUCCAAAAGCUCAGCAGGGGAAUGUAUGAGUGUCUCAAAGAAACCUUGCUUGGAGGACUCACCUGCUGUGACUGCUAGUUCAACUGUAUUUCCUAAAUCACCUUCUAUGGUUUCGCCAACUGCCACAGAUAAUUAUGCAGUAUUUACAAGUCCCUCACCCAAUUCCAAUGAUAAAGCUCAAUCAAACUCUAUGAGAAGAAAAGUUAAUUCCAGACUUGCGGUUUCCGGUUCAAACUCUAGAACUCCAUUAAGUUCUGCCAGGAACAGAAGUGGCUUGUUAGGUUCUAGUCUCCCAAAUCAUGCAUUAUCCACGCCUAUGUCUUGCCCCUCUAUAUCAUCUGCUACCUCCCGUGACGGAUGGUCAUCAGAAUCAUCAUCAUCAACAUCAGCCAAACGAAAAUCCGUUGAUUCUUCUGCAAGACUGGAUACUAAUCCUUGUGGAUUGCCUCUUUUCAACAAUGAAGGUUUACCAAAUGCCAAACCUUCAUGCCUUCGGAAGCCAACCCCAAAAAUUGGAUUUUUUGACGAGGAACAAUAUACUGCCUUAGACUUGAAAGAACAUCGCAAGUUCCACCCCAGUAUUCGAAGUUAUAGAACUGAAAAUCGUACUGGUAACCUCAAUGGAGAUUCCAGUAGAACAAGAUCUGGAAAACAUCAAUUAUUUGGAUCUUCAGUUCGGAAUAUGAAGCCUGGUUCAUGUCCUUCAAUUAUCAGGCCUGCACAUGGUGCAGUUAAUGAAUUUCGUGUUUUGAGCAGCAGAGAUUGCUUGAAGACUCAUGGUGUAGGAGCUACUUGUGAGAUUGAAAGAAAGGGAACCAUUGUGUCAAGGAAGAGGAAUAAGAUUGGCAGAGCAAGUGAGGGACAAGUCUGCCAUAGGUCCAGCAAACAAUCUUCAAAAGAGCCUGAAGUGGCCCAUGAUAGUGACAAGGAGAAUAAAAUUCCCUUGGAAAAUCAAGUCGAAGACUUGAGUAGACAUAUACGGGCCAUUGACUUAAGCAAGGAUUUGGGGACAGAGCGAAAGGGUGAGGAGGGUUCUUCCCAAAUUUGCCCAGCUAUAUCUAAGAAAUGCCUUGCUCCUCCUGUAUCUUCAUCUUUCUCGGACAGUCUCCUUCCUCGGUGACAAGAAGAGUGUUAUAUAACAGAUCCUCGUGAUGGUCCUGUCUUGCUUAGAUUAUGAAUAUCAUGCACCAUGUUUUGACAUUUUCUUUGCUGGAAAAGUGAAAAUUUGCAGGCCAAGUCAAAUCCAGCAGCUUCAUUUUUGAGUUAUAUGUGCAUUUCAUAUCCUGAAAAUGCAAACAGUCGGUUGCAGAUUGUAAAGAAUGCUAUUUUGGCUUCACUACUGGGAGAAGUAGCAUAAGAUCUGAUGAGAACCCUUUUCACUAGUAUCCUUUCC